UGCCAAAAUGCCAGUAGAUGAAUACUGGCUGUGUUUGCCAGCCUCUCACGUUAGACCUUUUGUACAGACGGUCAGGUUGAUGCAGUCUUGUCCCCAUUGUUGCUGGUACCCACGUGCUCUCCCUUCAGUCUCUGAGCCGUCAGGUGCACCUGCCACCCUGCCAAGGGGCAGCCACGGUGCCAUGCCUCUUCCUGCACCCUCCUCCAGUGCGCCCCCUUCCGCGUCCCCAGCAUCCUGCUCUACUGACCCUAAGCUCUGCCCUUCCCCCCCUACAGCUGAUGGUAGGCAGGAGAAAAACGUGGCGUCGGGGCUGGCUUAUCAGGAGGGCAGACUUCAAAAGCUACUGAAAAUGAACGGCUCGGAGGGUCUUCCCGAGUCCUAUGACUAUGACCUCAUCAUCGUUGGAGGCGGCUCAGGAGGGCUGGCAGCUGCUAAGGAGGCAGCCAAAUAUGACAAGAAGAUAUUGGUCCUGGAUUUUGUCACUCCAACCCCCCAUGGAACUAGAUGGGGUCUCGGAGGAACAUGCGUGAAUGUGGGUUGCAUACCUAAAAAACUGAUGCACCAAGCGGCUUUGUUAGGACAAGCCGUGCAAGACUCUCGAAACUACGGUUGGAAGAUCGAGGAGACAGUUAAACAUGACUGGGAUAAGAUGACAGAAGCUGUACAGAAUUACAUCGGCUCCCUGAACUGGGGCUACCGGGUCGCUCUGCGGGAGAGAAAAGUGACCUAUGAGAAUGCAUACGGCCAGUUUGUAGGUCCUCAUAGGAUUAAGGCAACAAAUAACAAAGGCAAAGAAAAAAUUUAUACAGCAGAGAAAUUUCUCAUUGCUACUGGCGAGAGGCCACGGUAUCUGGGCAUCCCUGGUGACAAAGAGUUCUGCAUCAGCAGUGAUGAUCUUUUCUCCUUACCUUAUUGCCCGGGUAAGACCCUGGUGGUUGGAGCAUCGUACGUCGCCUUGGAAUGUGCUGGAUUUCUUGCUGGCAUCGGUUUAGAUGUCACUGUUAUGGUACGAUCCAUUCUCCUGAGAGGAUUUGACCAGGACAUGGCCAACAAAAUUGGCGAACAUAUGGAAGAACAUGGUGUCAAGUUUAUAAAACAGUUCAUACCAAUAAAAGUUGAACAAAUUGAAGCAGGGACACCAGGCCGACUCAGGGUGGUAGCCCAGUCCACCAGUGGUGGUGAAACCAUUGAAGGAGAGUAUAAUACGGUAUUGCUGGCAAUAGGAAGAGAUGCUUGCACAAGAAAACUUGGCUUGGAAACCGUGGGGGUAAAGAUAAAUGACAAGACUGGAAAAAUACCCGUCACAGAUGAAGAGCAGACCAACGUGCCUUAUAUCUAUGCCAUCGGCGAUAUAUUGGAGGGGAAGCUCGAGCUCACCCCAGUAGCAAUCCAGGCAGGGAGACUGCUGGCUCAGAGGCUCUAUGCUGGCUCCAAUAUCAAGUGUGACUAUGAAAAUGUUCCGACAACUGUGUUUACUCCUUUGGAGUAUGGUGCUUGUGGUCUUUCUGAGGAGAAGGCUGUGGAGAAAUUUGGAGAAGAAAACAUUGAGGUUUACCAUAGUUACUUUUGGCCAUUGGAAUGGACGAUUCCAUCAAGAGAUAACAAUAAGUGUUAUGCAAAAAUAAUCUGUAAUAUCAAAGACAAUGAACGUGUUGUCGGCUUCCACGUACUGGGUCCAAAUGCUGGAGAGGUUACGCAAGGCUUUGCAGCUGCACUCAAGUGUGGACUGACCAAAAUGCAGCUGGAUAGUACCAUCGGGAUCCACCCCGUCUGUGCAGAGGUAUUCACAACCUUGUCGGUGACCAAGCGCUCUGGGGGAAGCAUCCUCCAGGCUGGCUGCUGAGGUUAAGCCCCAGUGCGGAUGCUGUUGCCGACACUCCAGGCCACUGCUGUGUUAACUUGCCCAAGUCCAAGGUGCAGAUUUUAGGAAGGGUUUUGUGCUUUGGCACCCGCGUGUCCCGCGCUGGUGGCACCCAAGGCCCCCUUGGAUCUCUCGGGUAGAAGGUGGUGGAUGGAAGGCAGACAGCGUCGCACUGGGGUCACCGUGACGGACUGGAGCUGACACUCGGCAGCGCAUCGGAGGGCGCGUCCAUGAAGUCACCGGCCCCAAGCCCCCGCGGUGGGCGGUGAUGGAACAAGUGCCGAGCAGUUUUAGCGCGACCUCUCCAUUCUGGAUUUGCUUACUCUCAUUGUUCAGCUUUCUCAUGUUGAUCACUUUUUUCUUUUUUUUUUCCUCCAAGGUGUACGUGAUUACUAGAGAUGAGAAACGUUAGCAGUCGAUUUUUGUCCAAAAGCAAGUCUUGUCUAGAGUGUGCAAGUAAGGUGCCUCACGCAUGAGAGGCACUCGGAGGCUGCAUAGGCUUGUCCCGUGAGAGAGAACGGUCCCGGGAGCCAAGUGUCCUGUUUUAUGUGACUCACCUGUUGAGCAGGGUCUCCCCUAAUGAGUUCCGUGUCCACCAAUGAGUACAUUUAUGAUUGAAUCUGGCCAAAUUUGCCCCAUGUGCCACAUCACCAGUUGUGAGGUGAUGGCCCCUUGGCCAGCCCGUCUCAAGUGACGUUCCCCGGCGUGGAACUUGUAGCAUGGUUCCUGCCAGUACUCAUCAUGGAGGCAGAGGUACACCUUAGAUGGGGAAAAACAAUAAAUGUUUUCCUUUACUUGGUUUAUUGUGUGUUGGUCAAAGUGAGCUCUUUUGCAAUAAGAAACAUUUAAUUUGUGUAAAACUGGUUUUUUUUGUUGUUGUAACUUUAGCUUUAAGUUAAACACACAAAUAUCACGGCCUUACUUUUCGCACGUGCUAUAUGUAUCUGUCCCUUCCUAAGAACCACAUUCAUAGGAAAAUAGGUCUUCCCACACUUAGGAUUUAACUCUUCUGUGGUGAUCGUUUUUUUAAGGAAGCUAUUAAUAUCAUAAGUUAUUAUUUUUGAACACAGGUGGAUGUGAAGGAUUUUCAUUGAAAAACCGAAUGGUUUUGCCUUUUUCUGUUGAAUGGAUGACCGUUGCUGGCAGAAUGGUGGCAGUUUUUGCGCUCCGUUAGCUUUCCAACUCGUCUUGUUACAAAGAGGGAUUGACUCUGCAGCUGUAGAUUUCGGCGUGAAUGUGCUGACUGUUCCAGGAUUACGUGGAGGCCACCUUGUCUUUCUCUGAGUUGGCUUUUAAACGUGUGCUGUGGCCACCGGGCCUCCCGUCCGCAGGCCCUCCGGCCCCUCUGUCAGCUCUCCCCUCUGCGUGUAUUCCAGCGGCAACCCCGAAUGCUCGGUUCAAAGUACAUUUCUUGGUCACCUCAGGGACCUUCUGCGCCUGCCUGGCUCUUAGGCAGCAGAGCGCCUGCGCCUGCCCCCCAGGGCACUGCCUCCCGCCCUUACCCCUGCAGUGCUGUGAAGAAGGUGGGAAGGGACAAAGAGGGGAGUUGAGGCAGUUGCCUGUGUUCGGUUUUAUUUAUUUUUUUAACCGUUUUUUUGUUGUUUUUUUUUUUUCUCCAAGCCUGCCAGUCUCUGAAGUUAGAACAAUAGGCAGUAUGAUUUUCGUGCCUAAUCAUGUUGUGAUUCUCUCUUCUUAGUGGGAUGGAACGUUCUGUCCCCCCAAGAAGGAUUACACUUUAUAUAUAGAUUUGUCUUGUUUAGAUUCUAUAAUUUCCCACUGUACUGAGAUUCCUAUUAAAUUCCAUGUAUUUUUGUUAUGUAUCUUCUGGGAAAAACAGACAAUGUGAAACAUUAAAAGGUAUUAAUAUCCA
Herpailurus yagouaroundi (jaguarundi) is the source of this 3731-nucleotide messenger RNA. RefSeq names its product thioredoxin reductase 1 (gene TXNRD1). The transcript is spliced from 14 exons. The record is from RefSeq and is a predicted model, not a curated record. The coding region runs from base 8 to 1843 and encodes 611 amino acids. Gene Ontology annotation, molecular function: glutathione-disulfide reductase (NADPH) activity; thioredoxin-disulfide reductase (NADPH) activity; flavin adenine dinucleotide binding. Gene Ontology annotation, cellular component: mitochondrion; cytosol. Gene Ontology annotation, biological process: glutathione metabolic process; cell redox homeostasis; cellular response to oxidative stress. NCBI's taxonomy places the organism in Eukaryota, Metazoa, Chordata, Mammalia, Carnivora, Felidae.